Molecule: messenger RNA, 1057 nt
Organism: Metschnikowia bicuspidata var. bicuspidata NRRL YB-4993
Lineage: Eukaryota; Fungi; Ascomycota; Pichiomycetes; Serinales; Metschnikowiaceae
Exons: 2
Coding region: 74-1057 (327 amino acids)
Source: RefSeq, a predicted model, not a curated record
CAGCUCGUGCUUUUCUUUUUCCCUGAGAUUACAUAGUUCUGGCGGUAGUAAGAGACUCUUUCAAACCUGCAAAAUGGCCACGUUCUCUUUGCGGUUCCUCUCGCGGUUGAUCACAAUGCCCGUGGCAAUUCUUGUUUCAGUUAUCAAAUAUUAUACCGUGGGCACAAUAUUCCAACGCACCAACAAAGAGUUCAAGGGUUCUCUCUACAAAAACACGCAUUUGUGUGUUUUAAAUCACUUGGCCAAUAACUACACGCGCGAUGAUGUCGCUCUUUUCAUGUAUAUGCCAGUGACAAGAUUGUUCGAGAAGUUCAAACUGUCGCCUUUGACUGUGGGCCUCAACGGCUUUGGAGAUAAAAUCAACAACCGCACGUCGUGGAUCUAUCCCACCCAAAUUAACGAAGCUAUUGCAGCAUAUCGUGCCAUGGUCGAGCAAGGCUAUGACGACAUUAUUUUGGUGGGCGACUCGUGUGGUGUCAACCUCUCUGCUGCCGUGGCCCGCUUCAUCGCCUACCUGGAUGAGGCACGUGAACAUUUCUCUAAGUUUACCGACUUUGACUGGGACUUCUCGCCCUUGCCUCAACCUCAAAAUGUGGUUAUGAUUUCGCCUUGGCUAGAGCCAUAUACAAAGCCGGUGCUUGAUCCCAACUUCGAUUAUUCGGGUGACUUAGGAGCACCAGACUCGACAAUGGGAGAUUGGUAUAUUGAAGGCUUGGAUAAAUCAGAUGUUGCACCAUUUGUUCGCUUCACAGAUAAUGAUUAUGCCUCUCAAUGGGCCAAUGUAGACUCGGUCAACGGAAAAGGAAGAACUUUGUAUAUAUAUGGUGAAAGAGAGCACCUUCGCCACGGUAUCGAAAAUUUCAUCGAUGUGAUAACCAAAGACGGUGACGGAAAACUAGAGGUUUAUGUUGAAGACGGUGGGAUCCAUGACGGAUUGUUCUACGUGGAAAGUCUUGAUUACAUGUCUGCUCGGGGUGCGCAAAAUGCUGUAGAAGGCAAGUUUGAAAGCAAAUAUGCAUAUUCAUUAGUGGGAAAGUUCUUAGGAGAAGUCCUUUGA